This is a messenger RNA of Humulus lupulus (European hop), 2092 nucleotides long. RefSeq names its product cytochrome P450 78A7. NCBI's taxonomy places the organism in Eukaryota, Viridiplantae, Streptophyta, Magnoliopsida, Rosales, Cannabaceae. The record is from RefSeq and is a predicted model, not a curated record. Gene Ontology annotation, molecular function: heme binding; iron ion binding; oxidoreductase activity, acting on paired donors, with incorporation or reduction of molecular oxygen. Bases 92 to 1720 code for a protein of 542 amino acids. The transcript is spliced from 2 exons.
UCGCUCCCUCACCUUUUAAUUCACCAACUGCAAUUGAAAAAAAGAAAAGAAAAGACCUAUCUUUCUCCCGUCUCUGCUAGAAUAGGAAAGAAUGGAGACUAUGAGCCUGGUUACUAAGAAUACUAGCUGGUGGAUGUUUACUUUGCCGGCUUUUCUAGGCUCCAAGACCCUUCUCGACGGCUACGUUUUGCUCUCUUUAGGCUUGGCUUUUAUCACCGUUGGGCUCCUAACGUGGGCUUUCACCCCCGGUGGCCUUGCAUGGAAGAACGGGAGGAGCCGGAGAGGCUUUACCGCCAUUCCAGGACCUCGUGGGCUACCUAUUUUCGGGAGCCUUUUCACUCUCAGCCUUGGCUUAGCUCAUCGCUCCUUGGCUUACAUGGCUUGGAGUCGAGCCAACACAAAGCUUUUGGCUCUCAGCCUAGGCUCCACCCCAAUCGUGGUAGCUUUUGAUCCUCAUACUGCAAGAGAAAUCCUGACCUCUCCUCAUUUUGCUGACCGGCCACUCAAGCAGUCAGCUAAGAGUCUCAUGUUCGGACGAGCCAUCGGCUUCGCUCCAAACGGGACUUAUUGGCGACUCCUUAGGAGGAUCGCUUCAUCGCACCUCUUCUCUCCCAGACGAAUUUUAGCCCAUGCAUCCGGUCGUCAGCUAGAAUGCACAGCCAUGCUGCGUAACAUAGCAAACGAGCAGUGGACAAACGGUGUGGUUUCCCUAAGGAAGCACCUCCAAGCUGCUUCCUUGAACAACAUCAUGGGCAGUGUGUUUGGCAAAAGAUAUGAUCCGUCCAAAGAUAGAGAAGAGCUAAAUGAGCUCCAGGAUAUGGUAAGAGAAGGAUUCGACCUAUUGGGUGCUUUCAACUGGACUGACCACCUUCCAUGGCUCAGUUAUUUCUACGACCCUUUUCGUAUAAUUGAACGCUGCUCCAAACUCGUUCCCCGGGUCAGGAAACUAGUUCGGGCCAUCAUCGAAGAACAUAGACUCCGAAGAAAUAACAACCCCGGUGAGCUUCAAGAUCAUGGUGAUUUUGUUGAUGUGCUGCUCUCUUUGGAUGGGGAAGAGAAGCUUGAAGAGGAUGACAUGAUCGCUGUGCUGUGGGAAAUGAUUUUCAGAGGAACAGAUACGACAGCUUUGUUGACUGAGUGGGUAUUGGCCGAGUUGAUUCUAAACCCUGAUAAGCAAGAGAAGCUGCGAAGGGAAAUUGACACCGCCUUCGGUGACGGAAGAGCCGUGACGGACGCCGAGUUGAGCAACUUGCCUUAUUUACAGUCGGUGGUUAAGGAAACCUUGAGGGUGCACCCUCCAGGCCCACUACUCUCCUGGGCCAGGCUAUCCACCUCGGAUGUCCAGCUCAGCAACGGCAUGCUGAUCCCGGCCGACACAGUGGCCAUGGUCAACAUGUGGGCCAUCACCCAUGACCCGCACGUGUGGGAAGAUCCACGUGCCUUCAGGCCCGAAAGGUUCAUUGAGAGCGAGGGCGGCGCUGACGUGGACGUCCGUGGCUGCGAUCUCCGUCUCGCUCCGUUCGGGGCGGGUCGCCGGGUAUGCCCGGGAAAGAAUCUGGGGCUCGUGACCGUUACCCUUUGGGUGGCUAAUCUAGUUCGCCAUUUCAAGUGGGUCCAGGACCCAAUCCAGCCUGUUGAUCUGGAUGAGGUCCUGAAGCUAUCUUGUGAAAUGAAGCGUCCUUUGCAUGGUGUGGCUCUUCAAGUGAUGAAGCUUGCUUGAGUAGUAAUGUGUGGUGUUGGUGUAGAAUGAAGUAAGAUUUGGUUUGAGUCGUCCAUAUAUUAAUGGAUAUUAUUAUUUUUAGGGGUUAGUAUACCGGGUUCCUUGUUUAGUUCCUUAUUAAGACGUAUUUGUAGUUUUUAUAUUUUUCAAAUUGUAAUGGGCUGCUUGUUUAGGUUUAGGUACUAGGCAUGAAUGGCAUGGUGCGCCAUUCUAUUUAAUAUCCUAGAGAGGUCUCCAGUUUUGGUGCGCCAUUUUAUUUAAUAUCCUAGAGAGGUCUCCAGUUUUGGUAACGGCUUUUGUUUGGAGAGCUCCUGCCACCUGCAUUUGUGAAUCAUGUUAUUAUAGUGUUAAUGUUUGCAUCUAAUAUGUUCA